Molecule: messenger RNA, 588 nt
Organism: Suillus bovinus
Lineage: Eukaryota; Fungi; Basidiomycota; Agaricomycetes; Boletales; Suillaceae
Exons: 6
Coding region: 1-588 (195 amino acids)
Source: RefSeq, a predicted model, not a curated record
AUGACAUCAGAUUACUUACCUCGCACAACCAAUUUUGAUACCCACAUGCGAAUGGGACAUCCUAUUGUCUUUUCGUUGAUCAUCUUCUGCAGUAUCAUCGUGCUUUCAAUCUCUGCGUGGCUCACCUCGUGUUUUACUGCGUACGACAACUACUUCAGUAUAGCUGAACGAGACCGCACUCGGUUUCUAUUGUUCACUUCAGCAUGGACGAUCGUAUUCUCCAGUCUCUACAUGCUUUUCUUCUUUUGUCUUCCGGGCAGUGUUUUGGGUAGCGUGGCAUCUCAUAUCUUCUUCCUGUUUUUAACAUUUGUUUUCUGGACUGCGGGCGCUACAAGUAUAACUAUACUUCUCGGUGAAGAGCUGAAUAGAAAUACCCAGGGCCAUAUCCUUUAUCUUGAUCAACUUAACGCACUACAAGGCUUUUCUUGGGUUACUGAGGCUCUUGUGACUUUUGCAUUAGUAGCUGUGCUCAUCUGUGGCAUUCUCGGUUCAGGCCAUCGUGACAAUCGUGACAAUAUCAUAGUACGAUUGAGCAAGGUGCCGAUUCGGAGCCUGCCAGAGAGUCAACCGCCGCCGCACUACUAUUAG